Messenger RNA from Crotalus tigris (Tiger rattlesnake), 2285 nucleotides. It is a transcript of the gene PLBD2, whose product is annotated as phospholipase B domain containing 2. The transcript is spliced from 12 exons. Gene Ontology annotation, cellular component: extracellular region. The record is from RefSeq and is a predicted model, not a curated record. NCBI's taxonomy places the organism in Eukaryota, Metazoa, Chordata, Lepidosauria, Squamata, Viperidae. Gene Ontology annotation, biological process: phospholipid catabolic process. Gene Ontology annotation, molecular function: glycerophospholipase activity. Bases 86 to 1786 code for a protein of 566 amino acids.
GGCGGGGACUCCUCCUCCUCCGGCUGCAUCAGAGCCUACGCGGGCGGGCCUGGCACUCGUCCCGCCGGGAAGAACCGCUCGGACCAUGGCGCGGCUCCGGCUCCCGGUGCGAAUCCUGCCGCUUCUGCUGCUCCGGACGCUCUGCGCUCUUUCUCCCCCGCGCUACUUCCCCAGCCCUGGCGCGGGACCCACCGACGGCUGCUCCGUGCUGCUGGACCCGGUGUCGGGGCAGCUGAAAGUGGUCCAGGGCUGGGCACCGGCCGCCGUCGCUUGGGCCAACUUGACCGACGGGAUCCGCGAGAACGGCUGGGCAGCGCUGGAAUUAACCACCAAUGAGAAAUAUAAUGACAGCAUUCAGGCUUAUGCAGCCGGGGUGGCUGAAGCCACGGUGUCUGCGCAGCUGGUGUACAUGCAUUGGAUGAACACCAUGGUUAGCUACUGUGGGCCUUUCACCUACCAGACGAACUACUGUCAAAAGUUGAAAAAUUACCUCGAAGCCAACUUGAAUUGGAUGGAGGAACAGAUUGAAGAGGCAGGGAUGGACUCUGUCUAUUGGUAUCAGGUUCGCCUUGUUCUGCUGCAGUUGAAAGGUCUUGAAGACGGCUACAGUGGUCAAAUUUCUUUCCCGACCGGCAGAUUCUCUGUCGCCUCCUUCGGCUUUCUCUUGUUCCAGCUGGGUGGGGAUCUGGAAGAUCUGGAAUCGGCCUUCAAUAAACCUAAAAAGGAGGAUCAUCUUGGUUCUGGCUCCUGUUCAGCUCUGAUCAAACUUUUACCUGGCAAUCAUGAUCUCCUUGUCUCACAUGUCACCUGGAAUAACUACGAAGCCAUGUUGCGCAUUCUCAAAAAGUAUACCUUGCCAUUCCGGACUUUACCUCACGGUGAUACCACAAUUCCCGGUCACACCCAAGCUUUCUCUUCGUAUCCUGGCACUAUUUUUUCCGGUGAUGAUUUCUACGUCUUGAGUAGCGGAUUGGUCAGUCUGGAAACUACCAUCGGAAACAGCAACAGUGACCUUUGGAAGUUCAUCAAAGCUGACAACAGUGUGUUGGAAUGGUUGCGCAACAUUGUGGCCAAUCGGCUGGCGAGGACUGGAGAAGAAUGGGCGGCCAUCUUUGAGAAGUUCAACAGUGGCACGUACAAUAACCAAUGGAUGAUUGUGGAUUAUAAAUCUUUUGUGCCAGGCACGGUUGCUCCCCAACGUGGCCUCCUGACUGUGCUGGAACAGCUUCCGGGAAUGGUGAUUACCGCCGACAAGACCGAGCUGUUGUAUCAAGAAGGCUACUGGGCAAGCUACAAUGUGCCGUAUUUCCAGGAUAUCUUCAACACCAGUGGUCUCCCGGCAUUGGUUCAGAAAUAUGGGGACUGGUUCACCUAUGAGAAGAAUCCCCGAGCACGAAUUUUCCGGCGCAACCAAACUCUUAUACGGGACAUGGAUUCAAUGAUCCGACUGAUGAGGUUCAACAACUUCCCUCACGAUCCUCUCUCCUGGUGCCAAGGCUGCAGCCCACCCCAGAACGCAGAAAACGCUAUUGCUGCCCGCUCCGAUCUCAACCCUGCGAACGGCACCUACCCCUUCGGGGCCCUCCACCCGCGGCGGCACGGGGCCACCGAUGUGAAGGUGACUUCUUUCGAAAUGAUGAAGAAUUACAGCUUCCUGGCGGCCAGCGGGCCUACUUGGGAUGACCUCCCUCCUUUCCAGUGGAGCUCUUCUCCGUAUUGCAAUAUACCUCACAUGGGACACCCGGAUCUUUGGAAAUUCUCGCCCAUCCGCGUUCGCUGGGCCUGAGGUCUCCAGGCUUGGAUUGUAGGCCUAAUUCUAGCUACCUACCUGGAGCUUUUGGGGUGCAGAUUCCACCCAGGGGCUGGCUUUCUGGAAAGCACGGGGAAGGCCUUCUUCCUUUUUGUUCUCAGCAGCUUGAGCAGUUCACAGUGAAGAAAUAGAACAGCGGGUCUGUGAAUGCUGCAAUCCUGUAGGGCAGUGGGAUAUGGGAGGAACUUCACUUCCUGCAGAAAACGCAUAUUGUUUGCAUUUAAACAUAUUUUAAGUUCCUAACCCAUCUGGCUUGGGGGGGGGGGAAGCUUGGAAGUGCUAGCAUGCAGAAAAUCCUGAAGAACAGAUUUGCGAGUUGAAGGAAAGAGUCUUCCCCAAGAGGAACAAGUCCCAAAGGUGUUUUUUCAGGAGGCAACUGGACUUUCUUGUUUUUCCUUUGAAGAUAUUUCGCUUCUCAUCUGAGAAGCUUCUUCAGCUCUGACUGGAUGGUGGGGAAGGGAAGGAUUUAUAUUCC